AUGAUCAAUCAAACCACAAACUUAUUCAGCUAAUUAGCUAAUCAAUAUUUAAAAGGUGAAAUCGAACAAGAUGUGAUUACCGAUCCAGAAAUCCAAAAGGUUGUUCAUGGUCUACAAAAAAAGAGUGAAACAACAAAAAUAAAAACAUUAUCAGAACUCAAAACUUUAUUACCUAAUAAAUCAUAAGAAUUCUUUGAAUAAUUUACACCUACUUUUGUAAAUAUAUAUAGAAGAUAUGUUGAUAAUGAAUAUGAAAGAAGAGUUUUAGAAUUAUCCAAUCAAGUUUUAUCUUUAAUUUGUGAAUAUGGGAAAAAGUCCUUAUCCAAAAAAUUCAAGUAAUUAUUCCCAUAAUGGUUUAUUAUGAUGAAUGAUUACAAUUCUGAAGUAUACAUCUACUUCAUUUAUUUAUUAGAUUUCAACAGCCGCAUUGAAUGCCUUUCAAAUUGCAUUCCCAACCAAAGAAAGAUAAACAUAAGCUAUAAAAAUGUGCAGUGAUUAAUAUAUAAUUGACUUAAAAUUAUAUAUGUCUCUAUCUAUUGCUACUAUCAAAUAAGAAUCUAAUUUAGAAGAUGAAAAAGUUGAUCAUAUCUAUGAAAGAUUGAAAGUAUCAGCCAUAAAUUCAAUUAAAACAGCCAUAGAAUGGAAUCCUGAUAAUGAUUUCAUUGAAUAAAUAAUGAAAUUACUUGAUUUUACUAAUAAAACUACCAUUAUUGUAGAAUUACUCAAUACUUAAAAAACUAGAAUUGUAGCAACAAUCAUUGAAACAUUACAUUUUCUAUUGUCUAAUGAUAUAUCAGCUCCCUUUGUCUUACAUAAAAGUGAUCAAUUACUUAAAAAGACAGUUUAACUAUUUGAAUAAAAAGAUCGUUUAAUAGUAAGUGCAUUAUGGAAAGGAUUUAUUACUAAAUUAUUCUAAAGAGUUUAAUAGGAUUAAAUAUUAAAACUCUAAGGUCUUGAAAAUAAAUCUUUGGAAUUAAUAUCUAAAGCUGGUUUUGGAGUUGGAAAAUUAUUAUAUGAUUAAUUGGUUAUAUUUGUAUCACUUAAUCCUAUCUAUAGUAUAGUAGAUAUUAAAAAAGAGGAAGUUUUUAGAUAAAAAUUAGCUUCUAUGACUAAAUUAUUAAAUGCUAUCUUAUCAGGUAUUACUCAUGAAGAAAGUAGAUUUUUUUCAGAAAAUUUAAUCAAUAGUUAUUUUGAAAUACUUUACUUUUUAGUUUGUAAAAGAAUGAUUCCUUGUUUGGUUCAAUAUAAUUAAUGUUUAGGAUAAGUAAAAAAUAUUAUUGUUUAAUCAAUCAAAUCAGUAUUAUAAAAUACUCUAUCUCAAUAAGGUGUAUAAGCAUAUAAUCAUAAUCCAUAUAAAUAAGUUCCAUUUAGUUUACUAUAAUUUUUCAAUAUUUUAAAAGUUAAAGAAGAAUAAUAAGAAUUUUUAAAUGAAAUUAUUAAAUCUAUUAUGUCUGAAUUCAAAACUCUACAAUUAGAUGAUUAUUAAGUAUUUGUUAAUAUAAUUUCAUAACUCUUUAAAGUUAAAGAAUAAAGUCCUGCUUAUUAGACAGUUUAGUAAUAUUUAAUCCAUGUAUUUGAUGAAAUCUAUAACAAUAAUGAUUUUGAAAGAGGAUCUUUACUUUUUGAAAUAAUCCCAAAUUCUAAGAAUUUUAAGAAAGAUAAUUUUGGUUAAAAGAUAUAAGAAAUAAUUAAUAAUUUAUUCAAUUCUAUUGAAUUAGUUUCUUCAGAAGAAUUAUUAAAAAAAUGUUCAUAAGUUAAAAUAUAUAUCUAUAAUUUAUAAAGAAUAAAUGAGUAAUUAAUAAUUGAAACUAUAUUAUAAAAGAUUAUUACUUAAGAAUACAAAUAAGUAAUUCCAAAAGAAGAAUAAUAAAUUUUUAAAUUAAAAUGGAUAUGUUUACAUAAUUUAGUUGAUAUAAGUCUUGAUCCAUAAUUUUAUUUAAAGUAUUUAACAAUGAAAGAUUCAUAAUAAGAAUAUAAUCUAAUUGAGAAAUAUGUUAAAUAUUAAUAAUUAUAAUAAAAUGAAACUUUUAUAACCAAAUUUUUAAGCUAAUCACUUAGUAUUACAAAUUUAAGUUAGAAAAUAUUUAUUCCUUGCAUUAUUUAAAAUGCUAAUUAACAAAUAUUAAAUAUACUUAUAUCAAAAUAUUAAUAAAUAGGUUAAUAAGUUAUUAAGACAAUGGAUAAAAAUUACCUAUAGAUAUUUGAAGAAUUAUCAUAUAUUAUGAAUAAAAUACAACCAUAAUAAUUAUUAUUUGAUGUUCUAUUACAAUUAUAUUUAAAAAACUAAAGUCAAAAAGGUAAUUUCUUAUAUAAAUUAAUAAAUAAAAAAUAUUAGGAUUUGUUUGUUUAGUUUUUCUAAACCACAUUACCAUUAAUAAAAACUGAAACAUUAUAAUAACAUCUUCAUUUCUUUUAAGAUCUAUUUACAUAAUUAAAUAGUUAAGAUUUAUUAUAAUUUUUAAAUUUUAACUUUUAAAGCUCUAUAUCUUGGAAAAUCUUGUCUCUAAUUGAAAUUCCAUAAGAUUAUUUCAAAAAGAUGUAUUAAAAUAAUUAAUUGGAAUUAUUAGCUUUGUUUUUAGCAUCUAAUUAUUCAUCUAUUAUGUUAUAUGAUCAUAAGUUAAAGAGAUUCAUAUAAAAUAUUCUUGGAAAUCAAAUAAUUCCCAUUUUCUUAGAUUCUUAUGAAUAAUAAGAACCAAAAAGUUUAGAUCUUAUAAAAAUUUUAUUUAACAACACUGAUAUAGUUUAUGGAGUUGCACUUAAAAACCUAAUAAAAUAAAUAACAAUAGAGGAGAGAGAGAAUAAUUAUAGAUCAAAAUAAACAGAUUUAUUAGCAUAAUUAAUUGUGGAAUAACUAAAAAUAGCUUUAAAUGAUAAUAAUGUAAAUAAGUUGAUAACUAUAAGAUAAAUUAUAAAUGUAGUGGAUUUAAAGCAAUAAUUCUAAAAUGUUUUAUAAACUUAUCAUUAAAAUAAAUAGAUUUCAUAUUUAGAUUUAUAUACACUUAUGUUAAGAUAACAAUCAAAUCUAUUAGAAUUAGAAGAUGAAACAGAAUUAGAUUAAACAAUAAAAUUGUUAUUUGAAAUGAAUUUGGAAUCUAAUUAUGAUAAAAUGGUUGUAUUUGAUUUUAUAAAUUUAAUUUGUGAAAGAAAAACAAUUACACCAUUUGCAGCUUAUAUAAAAUAAAUUAACAAUUUAUUUAGAUAAUUAUUUUAAUAGAAUGUUCAAUUAAAAAGAUUUUAUUCAUUUAGUAUUGUAUCAGCACUUUAAUUUGUUAGAAAAAUAUUGAACUUUAUUGAAGCAUUUCCAAUAGAAUUUAUAGAUUAUCUAAAUUUUGAAUUAACAGAUUCUUUAUUAUAAAUAAUUCAAUUUUGUGAAAAUCCAAAUCCAGAAUUUAUGGAUGAAUAAAAUGAUACUCUAUUUAUUGAAUAUGCAGAAACUCUAUUACGUUGUAUUUAAAUGGAAUAAUGGCAAAAGAUUGAUGAUUCAAUAUAUUAUCAAUUAUUAUAAUGUCCAUUCAUUAGUAUCUAAAAAGCUGCAUUUAUUGCAUUAAAGAAUAUAUAAGAUCAUAGUGGUUUAAGUCCAGUUUUGGAUGGAUUUGAUAUGAAAAAAGAAGAAAUGAGAAGAUUAAGAUAAGAAGAUGAGGAAGAUGUAGAAGAUAUAAUAACAUUCCCUCUUGAUGGUAAAAUAUUAACUAAUUUACUUGCUUGGCUUGUUGUUUUAUAGAAUAAAAAUUGUGUUUAAUUUAAAGAUAAGUAUCCUACUUAUUUAAGCAAUCUAUUAUACAUAUUAUAAUUUUUAAAUGAUAAUGGAGUUAUGGCAAAGUUUAAUUAUAAAGAAAUUUAUUAAUAGGAUUUAAAUCUUAUGGUAAUUUAGGAUGAUUAAUCUGAAUUAUUAAAGAUGAUUGUAAUUUCAUUUUAUUAAUUUAUUGUUGCUUAAUAAAGUUAUUUUAAAUAAUGGUACAAUUAAGAAUGUAAUACAACAUAAAAGAAAUAAUUAGAAGAUUUACUUUAGAUUAUUAGUAAAGCAAUAUACACAAGAGAAAUUGAAUUGAUUGAAUUAAAUUAAGAAGAAUGGCGUAGUGAAGGUUUUGAUAUUUAUAUAUCUAAAAAUCAAUAAGAAAUAACAGCUACUUAUUAAAAGGAAGAAUAAAAAAUAGAAAUCCUUAUAUAAGUUCCUGUAGGAUUUCCUUUAAAACCAUUAAAAGUAGAAACUAAGAAAGGAGUGAAGAUUAGUGAAGAUAAAUUAAAAAAAUGGAGUCUUAUGAUUAGAAUGAUCUUAUAAAAUGAAAAUGAUACUAUAUUAACAGCAUUAAAAUUAUGGAAGAAAAAUAUUGAUUAACAAUUUUAAGGUAUAAAUCUAAUUAAAUAUGAAUUUUAGAUCUUGAAGAAUGUGCUAUUUGUUAUUAUAUAAUCCAUUAGAAUGGAGAAUUACCAAAAAUGGCUUGUAGAACAUGCAAACAUAAAUUUCACUCAACUUGUAUUUAGAAAUGGUUUCAUAGUAGCAACAAAAGUGAUUGCCCCUUAUGCAAGAGUUAAUUUUUAUGA
Molecule: messenger RNA, 4542 nt
Organism: Paramecium pentaurelia
Lineage: Eukaryota; Ciliophora; Oligohymenophorea; Peniculida; Parameciidae
Source: the annotation of a GenBank genome assembly